AUGAAUUAUACAAGCUAUAUCUUAGCUUUCCAGCUUUGCGUGAUUUUGUGUUCUUCAGGCUAUUACUGUCAGGCCAUGUUUUUUAAAGAAAUAGAAAACCUGAAGGAAUAUUUUAAUGCAAGUAAUCCAGAUGUAGCGGAUGGUGGCCCUCUUUUCUUAGAUAUUUUGAAGAACUGGAGAGAGGAGAGUGACAAAACGAUCAUUCAAAGCCAAAUCGUCUCCUUCUACUUGAAACUGUUUGAAAACUUUAAAGAUAACCAGAUCAUUCAAAGGAGCAUGGAUACCAUCAAGGAAGACAUGCUUUUCAAGUUCUUCAACAGCAGUACCAGUAAGCGGAGUGACUUCCUUAAGCUGAUUCAAAUUCCCGUGAAUGAUAUGCAGGUUCAGCGCAAAGCGAUAAAUGAACUCAUCAAAGUGAUGAAUGAUCUCUCACCAAGAUCUAACCUGAGGAAGCGGAAAAGGAGUCAGAAUCUGUUUCGAGGCCGCAGAGCAUCGAAAUAA
Messenger RNA from Ailuropoda melanoleuca (giant panda), 501 nucleotides. It is a transcript of the gene IFNG, whose product is annotated as interferon gamma. The transcript is spliced from 4 exons. Gene Ontology annotation, cellular component: extracellular region. Gene Ontology annotation, molecular function: cytokine activity; type II interferon receptor binding. The record is from RefSeq and is marked provisional. Lineage: Eukaryota; Metazoa; Chordata; Mammalia; Carnivora; Ursidae. The coding region runs from base 1 to 501 and encodes 166 amino acids. Gene Ontology annotation, biological process: adaptive immune response; humoral immune response.